AUGGACACCUCUGAUCAGCUAGCAUCUGGGACGUUUCAAGUCCUCAAAUUACCUCUGGGAUUUAUCCGUGUUUUGGAAUGGCUUUUUGCCAUUUUUGCAUUUGCGACAUGUGGCGGCUACUCGGGGCAGCUGCGGGUUAGUGUGGACUGCAUGGAGAAGGCCCUAAGUAACCUCAGCAUUGGCAUUGACUUUGCUUAUCCUUUCAGGUUGCACCAGGUGUCCUUUGAAGCGCCCGUGUGUGAGGGUAUUAGGAGGGAACGCGUUUUCCUUGUUGGAGACUAUUCAUCCUCUGCAGAGUUCUUCGUCACCAUUGCGGUCUUUGCCUUCCUGUAUUCCCUCAUGGCCACCAUUGUCUACAUCUUCUUUCAGAACAAGUACCGUGAAAACAACCGCGGACCACUCAUUGACUUUGUAGUGACAGUGGUGUUCUCCUUCAUGUGGUUGGUCAGUUCCUCUGCCUGGGCCAAGGCUCUGUCUGAGGUGAAAAUGGCCACUGAUCCAGAUGAGGUGCAGCUCCUUAUCUCCGCCUGCAAAGUCCAGACCAACAAGUGUGGAUCUGUGCAUGGACCACGCUGGUCCGGACUCAACACCUCAGUGGUUUUUGGGUUUCUCAACUUUGUUUUAUGGGCCGGGAACAUUUGGUUUGUCUUUAAAGAGACCGGUUGGCACAAGGGCGCUACAAGGUUAGCAGGCGGGGCAUCUGAGAAACAGUCUGACACCUUACACCAGCAGCGCUACAACCAGGGAAGCUUCGACCAGUCAGGGAGCUACAACACCCAGGGAAACCUUGGACAGCCAUCUGAGUACAGCCAGGUGGGAGGGCCCACCUCCUACUCCAAUCAAAUGUAGCCGUGCCUUUUCGAUUUGUGAGUGGCACGUGAGUGGUGAUCAGGGGGUUCUCAGAGAGGAGGACAGUUUGUCGAAAAAAAGAAUGGUCAUAUAAUAAGGCAUCAAAGGUGUCAAGUACACCCAUUGUAGAUACGAGAUUUGUUUGGUAUUGUAAAAAAUUAUUAUACAUUAGGGAUGGGCAUGAUUAAUCAACCAUCGAUAAUUGAUCAUUAAGAAUUUCAUGGAUCACAAUAAUUUGUCAUCGUUUAAACAAAUGCAGGUUGCGCUGUGAAGUGUGUGUCUAAAUCACUGAAAUGAAUUUCACAGUGUGGCAGCAAUUAAACAUUUUACCACCCGGGGGCCAUUUUUGACGCCAUGCUCAGUUACGUGCGAGUUUCGGUUUUGAUUUCAAAAGUAAUCAUGAAGAGAUCACGCCAAAGUGUGGCGUGGGACCAUUUUGAUUU
Etheostoma cragini (Arkansas darter) is the source of this 1292-nucleotide messenger RNA. Its product is annotated as synaptoporin. Lineage: Eukaryota; Metazoa; Chordata; Actinopteri; Perciformes; Percidae. Gene Ontology annotation, cellular component: synaptic vesicle; synaptic vesicle membrane. The transcript is spliced from 6 exons. The record is from RefSeq and is a predicted model, not a curated record. The coding region runs from base 1 to 849 and encodes 282 amino acids.